AUGUCCAACCAGUUCGAUCGUGCAGGUGUUUCCCUCAGUCGUUGUCACACUGUGAUUCUUGAAGAUAUAAAAGUAUUUAAACUGUUAGGAACGGCAACGCUUAAAGGAUCCAUCAAUCUGACACAUCAGCUUAUCCCGCCGUCUUCUGACAAUGGUCUUAUGACUUCUCUACGUCAACUUCUAGGAGGCGGCAGAGUGGAUUUGGAAAUGGCGACAGAAGAUCCUUUCCUUUCCCGCAUUGACAAUGCCACUACUGACCCCGCACCGGAAGACCCAUAUUAUAGUUAUUAUGUAGAGUUGGUUAAAAUCAUAUCUAUCAUAGGUUACAGUAUAACGUUUGUCUUGGGGGUGGUGGGGAACGGGUUGGUCAUCUGGAUCGCCGGAUUUAAGAUGAAAAGGAUGGUCAACACGAUCUGGUUUUUGAAUCUGGGAGUCGCCGACUUCACAUUCGACCUGCUCUUGCCUCUCCUUAUAACAGAAUGGGCAAUGGACGGGCACUGGCCCUUUGGGUGGAUAAUGUGUAAAGUUAUAAACACUGUUCUUUUUCUAAACAUGUCUGUCAGUACCUCCUUCUUGAUGAUCAUCAGUAUUGACCGUUGUGUCUCCGUCGUGUGCCCAAUAUGGUCCAAAAACCACCGAAGCCCCAGAUUAGCCAUAAUAGUUUCAAAAAUCGUUUGGCUCCUGUGUCUGACCCUCAGCUCUCCAUACCUUGCUUUUUUUGAUGUUGAACAAGAAUUCGGGGAAAAUAUAUCCUACUGCGUUCCUGUAUAUGCCCAGGAUUACCAGAAGUAUAACGUACGGCACAAGGCCAUGCUCCUUACCAGACUUGUGUCCAUGUUCAUCGUUCCAUUCUCCGUCAUCCUGGUUUGUUAUGGCAUCAUUAUCAUUCGACUAAGAAGAAGCAGGAAUCUGUCUGUGUCCAAUCGACCAUUCAAAGUUAUCGUUUCUAUUGUCUUCUGCUUCUUCUGCUGUUGGUUUCCUUUCCACUUCUGCCCUCUGUUAGACUUUGCGUACCUUGAUACCACCUGGGAAACAGAUCUGAUUGUGUAUUAUCUAUCGAUUUGCUUGGCUUAUUUCAACAGCUGUCUCAACCCCAUCUUGUACGUCUUCAUCGGACGCGACUUCAAAAAGAGCUUGAUUAGAUCGAUCCCGUUUCUCCUGGAAAGCACGUUUCGGGAGAGAUGUGACUUAAACUCUGAGAAUCAAGGUGAUCAGACGGUUAUGGGGACAGAACUGGAGAGUUAUAACGCAUGAUCUGUGCCAUUCGUUGUGACCGAUAAGCUUCGUAUUUCAGUCGUCCA
Molecule: messenger RNA, 1301 nt
Organism: Spea bombifrons (plains spadefoot toad)
Lineage: Eukaryota; Metazoa; Chordata; Amphibia; Anura; Pelobatidae
Product: formyl peptide receptor 2-like
Exons: 2
Coding region: 1-1254 (417 amino acids)
Biological process (GO): phospholipase C-activating G protein-coupled receptor signaling pathway; positive regulation of cytosolic calcium ion concentration; complement receptor mediated signaling pathway
Cellular component (GO): plasma membrane
Molecular function (GO): N-formyl peptide receptor activity; complement receptor activity
Source: RefSeq, a predicted model, not a curated record